GACGGAAAGAUAAUGCAAGGUGCUGUUGUGACGGCUGAGGAUGUAUUGUCUCUUAGCCAGUUGUGAACUCCCUAUAAUGUAUAUAUGCAGAGAACUUUCCCAACUUUGUUACAGAUUUUUAUUUUAACAUUACCCCAUCUCCUGUUGAAAGAGAAAUCAACUCCCAAACAGUAAUAUUUCAUACUCAAAAAUCAAAUUCGAAAUGCAUCUCCAAAACUUUCUCUGCGCUCUCACCUCUCUCACUCUCACAAACCUCGUGACCUCCUCGCCAACUGAAGCAGGCACCCUCUCUGCCCCACCCCCACCAGGAGAAACCUACGUAGUCGGCUUUCCCAUCUGUGCAAUCCCCGGAUUCACUGAAAUCCCUGGCAAUUACACCGAAACCAUUCACCAAUAUCCCAACGCCACACUUGCAAGCUGUAUUAAUGAGUGUCGAGCUGCGUAUCCAGAAUGCAAAAGUAUUGCUUUUCAUGCGCGGUAUACGGAAUGCUUGUGGUUUGAUGAGAGGGUGGAUAAGACGCAGUUGUAUGAGGAUGAUACGAGUGAAUUUGUUCACUAUGAUUUAAUUUGCCCGGUGCCUGCUUGUUAGGUAUUGAGGGAUGGAUAUGAAUUGUCUGCUGGGAGUUGGGUAGGGGCAGGGGUGGAAUGAUAUAAUGGCAAUACAACGAAUCGAUGAAUGAACUUUUAUAAUGAGACUCUGGAGAAAAAGCGCGACAAGGACGUUGGCGGGUGAGGAGGUGGAGGUUGUUGGAGACUCUUGAAUCUAUACGUCCCUAACAAGUUGUCUCAAUGCAAUAUUACCAUCAAUAAGAUUGAUAUACCAUGAAAUUUAAAUGCAUCUGCACCA
Messenger RNA from Botrytis cinerea B05.10, 847 nucleotides. RefSeq lists its product as hypothetical. The record is from RefSeq and is a predicted model, not a curated record. The transcript is spliced from 2 exons. NCBI's taxonomy places the organism in Eukaryota, Fungi, Ascomycota, Leotiomycetes, Helotiales, Sclerotiniaceae. The coding region runs from base 203 to 589 and encodes 128 amino acids.